CAAAUGUUUUGCGCACCCUAAUUUAAAAGUUAAAAAAGACUAAGUAGCUAAUUUAAAGUUUGUACCAGAUAUUUUACGUCUAAUUAUUUAUUCUACAUAAGGAUUAGUGCAUGUGGAACACGUGAAAUUCCUUCGCAGAUACAAAAAUAAAAUUUAUGGCUAGUUUUCUCUUGCAAAAUAUCGUUGUUUUCUCAUCUAUGGCGUUUCAUUUGGACAGUGCAGAUUAUUGUCAGGCGCAGCACAAAUAAGUUGUAACGAAGAAAAAAAGAAGCAGAAAGAAGAAGCGAAAAAGCUCUCAAGUCAUUGGACGUUUUAUUAUAUCAGCAAGAUAGUCUGAGUUUUCCGCAAAUUUGCGUAUUUGGAUACACACACCACUUGAGUUACAGUUAAAACUUUGAGUUUUUAGUACAAAAGAAAAUAAUUACCUUGAGCUUCGAAAGGAAUAUUAUAUUAUACACCCCACGAAUAUACCACUAACGGAAAUAGUUAAAAUUAUUAUUCGCUCUAAAAUAUCAAAUAAGACUGGAAAACGCUAAAUCAUAAAACAACACUGUAAAAUCUUUCAACAUUGUUGGCGGCCAAUUAUUUGAAGCAAGUUUCAACAAUUGCACAAUUUAUAUAUCAACAAAUAAAAAAAAAAACUAAAAAGGAGAAACUUAAGUAACCCAACAAAGUUACUGUGCAGUGAAUAUACCAAAUAAGAAAAAAAAUAACAGAAACAUAACAAAAAUAUCCUUCGAGUAACGACAAAACAUAUACACACUUUUUACUUGUACAUUGUCUAUUGGUAGUGUUUCUAUAAGAAAAAAAACUAUUUUAAUGUCAACCGUAAUGCGUCAAAAGGAUAUUCGACCGGCGCCAGCUAAAAUCGAAUGUAAGGGAAUGAAAUUUCUCAUCACUGAUCGACCAAGUGAUUUGACAAUUCAUUCCUACAUAGCUGAAUUAAAAAAAAAUAAUGUAACAACUGUAGUUCGCGUGUGUGAGCCUAGUUACAGACUUGACGACUUAAUAGCGCAAGGAAUUACAGUUAAAGAUUUAGCAUUUGAGGAUGGAACUUUCCCACCACAGAACGUAGUUGAUGAAUGGUUCGAAAUAUUGAAGCAAAAAUUUACCGAAGAUCCAGACACAUGUGUUGCAGUACAUUGCGUUGCCGGACUAGGUCGUGCCCCUGUUCUCGUAGCACUAGCAUUAAUAGAACUUGGAUUAAAAUAUGAAGCAGCUGUAGAGCUAAUAAGAGAGAAAAGGAGAGGUGCUAUCAACGCAAAACAACUAUCGUAUCUUGAGAAAUACCGAGCAAAGCGUAGAUUAAAUUCAAAAGUUCAUAAGAAUUCGUGUUGCUUACAGUGAAACAGUAAAGUUUUGUAUAUAUGACGAA
Molecule: messenger RNA, 1375 nt
Organism: Culicoides brevitarsis
Lineage: Eukaryota; Metazoa; Arthropoda; Insecta; Diptera; Ceratopogonidae
Gene: PRL-1
Product: PRL-1 phosphatase
Exons: 7
Coding region: 820-1347 (175 amino acids)
Biological process (GO): protein dephosphorylation
Cellular component (GO): nucleus; cytoplasm
Molecular function (GO): protein tyrosine phosphatase activity
Source: RefSeq, a predicted model, not a curated record